This is a messenger RNA of Oncorhynchus keta (chum salmon), 3195 nucleotides long. RefSeq names its product kelch-like protein 9. The transcript is spliced from 10 exons. Bases 170 to 2302 code for a protein of 710 amino acids. Gene Ontology annotation, biological process: regulation of cytokinesis; protein ubiquitination. Gene Ontology annotation, molecular function: cullin family protein binding; ubiquitin-protein transferase activity. Gene Ontology annotation, cellular component: Cul3-RING ubiquitin ligase complex. NCBI's taxonomy places the organism in Eukaryota, Metazoa, Chordata, Actinopteri, Salmoniformes, Salmonidae. The record is from RefSeq and is a predicted model, not a curated record.
AUUAAACAGAUUGCUGUAUGUUGGUUAUGUGUGUAUGCCGGAAGAAGGCUGACCGGUUAGGGAGAACCUGUGGAAAAUAGUCACUUCAAGGAACCUUUCACAGAGGGGCAGCAGGACAUCCAGCAAGACACCAACUGAGAUGGGUCUUAUAACUGGAAUGUGAUACAAAAUGAGACAACGGUGUGCUUUAGGGCCAUGCAGAUGCCUCCGAGUGGUCGGGGGCAGUGGAGAGGAGAAGGAGAGUGUGCAGGGGAGGUUUCACAGGAGACUGUCUCGUCUGGGGAGCAGAGGCUCUAUUAGAGAACCACCCAGACCUCCACCCCAACCUGUCCAACCCUCAGCCACAUCUCCGCCCCUAGCCCCGGCCCCAGCUCCAGCCCCGGCCACAGUUGACAGUCCCACUCCCCCAGCAGCGAAACCUCCAACCGCUACAGCCCCAGCCCCUAAACCCACUGAUAUAAGCUUGAAGCCAAGCCUCCCUCCAAGGCCUCUAACCAGGUGGUUCAGCAGCAAUGAGCAUGGCACCACAGUCCUACAGGGGUUUGAGGUGUUCCGUGGUGAUGAGACUCUGUGUGAUGUCAUCCUGGUGCCUGGGGACAGCAGUGACACCUUCCCCGUGCACAGAGUCAUUAUGGCCUCUGCCAGCAACUACUUCAAAGCCAUGUUCACUGGGGGUAUGAGAGAACAGGAUAUGAGGCACAUUAAGCUCCAUGGGGUGAGUAAAACAGGUCUGAAGAACAUCAUAGAGUUCAUCUACACAUCCCGGCUGAGUCUGAGCAUGACCAACCUGCAGGACACUCUGGAGGCUGCCAACUUCCUCCAGGUCCUCCCCGUCCUAGGCUUCUGCAACAAGCUGCUCAGCACUGAGAUCACCAUUGAUAACUGUAUGGAGGUGGAGCGCAUCGCCGGGGACCUGCUCCUGGAGGAUGUACAGGCCCACAUUGGGAAGUUUGUAUGUCAGAACCUGUCAGCAUUGCUACAGUCUGGCCACUACCUGCAGCUCUCUCAGCCCAGUCUGGCUAAAGCCCUGGCCAGCGACAGCCUCAAGGGCUUCUCUGAGAUGGAGCUGUACCGCAUCGCCCGCACCUGGCUGGACCACGACCCCCCCACCCGCCGCUCCGCCGCCUACUCCCUGAUGAGCCAGGUCCGCUUCCCCCUCAUGACCCCCACUGAGCUGCUCGAGAUCUCCCAGGAGGAUGAGGGGCACGAUGAUGGCGGAGCGGCCAUGAUGCGCUCGGACACGGCCUGCGUCAACCUCCUGCUAGAGGCCAGCAACUACCAGAUGAUGCCCUUCCUCCAGCCUUCCUUACAGACGGAGCGCACACGCAUCCGGUCGGACACCAAACACCUGCUGGCGCUGGGCGGGGUGAUGAAGCAGCAGCUGGUGGUGAGCAGGGAGCUGAGACUGUAUGAUGAGGAGAUCGGCCAUUGGAGGGCGCUGAGGCCUAUGGAGGUUCCCCGCUACCAGCACGGCGUUGCCCUGCUCGGGGGCUUUCUCUACAUCGUAGGCGGCCAGAGCACCUACGACACCAAGGGCAAGACGGCGUUGGACAGCGCCUACCUCUACGACCCGCGCUUCGACCGGUGGUUGCAGGUGGCCUCGCUCAAUGAUAAGAGAACCUUCUUCCACCUGAGCACCCUGAAAGGGAAGCUGUAUGCUGUUGGGGGCCGGAACGCCUCAGGAGAGAUUGACACCAUGGAGUGCUACAACCUUAGAAGGAAUGAGUGGACAUUCGUGUCUCCCAUGGUCGACCCCCACUACGGGCAUGCUGGGACAGUCCAUGGUGACCUGAUGUAUGUCUCAGGCGGAAUCACACGGGACACGUUCCAGAAGGAGCUGUUGUGUUAUGACCCUGAGACUGACGCAUGGAGUCGCCGUGCUGACAUGAUGGAACUGCGUGGCCUACACUGCAUGUGCACAGUGGGCGAUCGGCUCUAUGUGAUGGGAGGGAACCACUUCCGGGGCAGCAGCGACUAUGAUGACGUACUUAACUGUGAAUUCUACAGCCCUGAGGUGGACCAGUGGACGGUGGUGGCGGCCAUGCCACGGGGCCAGAGUGAUGUAGGGGUGGCCGUGCUCCAGGGUCAGAUCUACGUGGUUGGGGGCUACUCCUGGAACAGCCGCUGCAUGGUGGACAUCGUGCAGCGCUACGACCCAGAGAAGGACGAGUGGGACCGGGUGUUCAAUGUGCUGGAACCCCUGGGCGGCAUCCGGGCCUGCACCAUGACCGUGCAUCUGCCUGAGGGUGCCGUGGACAACGGCAAGAUGCAGGAGUGCCCGCUGGACACUGCCAAGAACUGAAAGCUGAGAUCAAGAACAUAUAGAUUUAGCUUCUCUGUGUUUGAGAUGCUGGAAAGUGUGACUUUUUUGUGGGAGAAGUGGAAAAUGUGCAGUAGAAUUUCUCGAAUAGGUCCCACAAGGGGUUGGAACUGGUUCAGGAAACACAACAGAAAACCGGAAAAUAACAAAACAUUUCAAAGAACAGAAUUGGAACCGGGAAUGAAAGUGAUCCAUACUGUUCCGGAACUGAACUGUUAUUUUUUAAGUGCAUGGCAGCCGGUUAAUAACGUUAUUUUACUUGUCCCACAAAAAAAUGCAACAAAGUAUCUAUGGAAAGCCCUCACUCUGUCAUUAAGAAACAUAUUCCAGUGUCUGCCUGCAAGAUAAAUCUUUGCCUGUGAUUUUGAGUGUUUAGGCUAUCUGCCCCUCCCCCCUUUGACGUUACAAGCGUGAUUCAGAAGACAGGGAGAGAUUUUUUAAUAUAUAUUUUUUAAUUAGAGAAGAAUGGAUUAUCUUGUUCAAUGCUAAUUAAGGAUACUAUAAACCCAGUUUCAAGUUUGAUUUAUUAACUACAAAAAGGAAAGAUGUUUUUUAUUCUGGUGCCGCUCUGCGCACACAAGUUUGUUAUCUAACUAGCUCAAACUUGUUAGCAAGCUAGCUCAAAGGACAGUCAGUUUCUCCAUACAAACCACUACUCAUAGGUAUAAUUCUGUGGACCUAAUUCAGAUAAUGCAUGUCAUAACAAGAUGCCCAGAUCUUCAAGCCUCCUCCUCAACCCUCUCUCCCCACCCGUAAAAUAUCAGUUGCAUCUUCCGUUAUAGUCUACAUUUCUGUCCAUCACGCAUGUAAACAACUUGUUUGCCUGUUCUAUCCACACUGAUUGGUGAAGUAAUUUAAUGAGCUAAAUGUUUUUU